This is a messenger RNA of Oryza sativa Japonica Group (Japanese rice), 1867 nucleotides long. NCBI's taxonomy places the organism in Eukaryota, Viridiplantae, Streptophyta, Magnoliopsida, Poales, Poaceae. The record is from RefSeq and is a predicted model, not a curated record.
AUGUGCUCUCCUCCGACGGACGCGCGCCGCAAAGCGCGCGCCGCUGCACGCGCCUCCACUUCCAUCUCCGCCCCACCUAUAGGGAAGGCCGACGAAGACGCAGAGCGGCGCGCGGCGCACACGCACGGCAAUGCGCCCUCAUCGACCUGCAUCCCGGCGGCAGACGGCGCACGGCGGCGCUCACGUGCAGCCGAUUACUCCGAGAGCAGCAAGGUCGGCGAGUCGAGCACCUGCUCGAGGGCCCCAAGUCUCGGGAAGAGAUUGCUGCCAUGGUGCACGACGAUCUUUUCUGACGUUUCCCUCGUUGAGAGGAAGGCCAACGUGUACGGCCUCUUCGAUGAGGAGGAGGAGGAGGAGGAGGAGGAGGCCGAGAGCUUAUUCUACUGCGUGGCACCGGAGUGCCGAUCUGGCGUCGAGGAAGACCACCAGACCCACGCGGCUGGACACGACACGUUGCUCAUUAGGUUCUUAGGCGGAGGAGGUGGAGGUUAUCUUCGUGUGAUUGGGGAUGAGCCUUGGAGCUGGUUUGUUGGCGGGAUCGAGUCCAUUCCAGUAGAGAAGGGCAAGGGGAAGCUGCCGCCGAGAGCGCGCUGUUUUGCACGUUCCAGUGCAAGGCGCGCUCUGGCGAGGUCGCCGGACACCGUUGGGCGCAGGACCUCCUACUGGACGAUUUUGCUGUGCCAUGCGAGAGGUUCGACCGUGUUUGCUGGGUUUUGCUGUGGUCUUUGCUGUGGUAGCCACCAUUCCUGCGCGCCUGGGACAUUCGGCAGCAAGAACUCGAGGUUCACCACCGGCCGCGUGAUCGACAGCGACGGCCGCACAGUGAUUCGCCACGUCAGUGACCCAGACGGCGGGCGCUGUAGGGGAGUCUGUACGAUCUGCAAGGGUGACGUCGCCUCGGCGGAUCACGCGUGCCUUCGUAGCCUACAGUUGAUGGAUGACGAGGCAGUCGCGGUCUCCGAGGAGCGACACUACAGAGACGCAUUUUGUUUUGAUUGUGCCAGGGGUUUCUCCUCAGCGGUGUGUGGCCAUCAUCAUGGGCACACUUGGCUCCGUGUGUGCUUACAUGGUGGCCACCAUGGUGGCCUCGUCGUGGAUACUUACGGGCCUGAAUGCCGUUCAGUAUUGCACCGAUCCAGCAGUAGCACCAGGUCACCGUAUCAUCACGAUACGUUGCCCCAGCACAGCCAGGUGCCGUCAGUGUCAGUACAGGGUGUCAGCUGACAUGGUUUUGGAUUGUUCCCUCUCCUGUAAGCUGGCACUUUACCACCAGACAUGAGGGCUUUUGCUUCUAUGGAGAAGAUCACCUGAACUAGUAUGAUGUACUCCUUCGAUAGACCUUUUAUUUGGUGCUAUCUCUGAUCAGUGAUCACCUGAACUGCUAGUUGGCAGUCUAGUGUUAGUGCUGUGUGACUAUUGACACCCCUGAUACUUCUAUUGCUCAUCUGUGCUCUUCCUCGUAUUAAUUUCCUUUUUGCAGGGCAGCCACAAUAUGGCCAUAAGAAGAGGCCAUAAGGUUUUAUAGUGACCAUAUACAUUGUGAAACAAAGCCAUAAGGCAUUAAAUGCAAAAGAAAGCUUUAACCUUAUGGCUUGACCACAAGCAAUAAAAUAAUAGGGUAAAAUGAAUGUGAGGAUGAAAAAUUUGCAUGGCUGAUAAAAGAAGUACUAGAAUAGUACAUUGUGGGACCCAUCUUAAAGUUUACUCUUGCUUCAAACAUUGUGGUAAUAACCAUAAGAAUAGUGGGACCCACCUUAAUGCUACUUAUGAUCAUAAACAUUGGAGAUGCCCAGUCUCUAGUUCUCCAGGAGUACUAUGCGGAGUAUAUUGAUUGAUUUGCCCUGUUCGGUGACCGCUAAUACUCUUG